AUGUCUUACCAACAGACUGCGAGUCAAUCAGAGACCGCCUUCCACAACCGUUCAUCUUCCAACAUGUACACUCAAUCACAAGCACGCGCCGCUCGCGAGUCUCAAGCUCAACCAGCUACCUUCCCUCAAGCUGCUCAAACCGACGCGUCGGCCAUGAGCCAGAUGAUGAAUCAAUUCGCCAGCUUCUCCAUGCCUGGUGCAAACUUGGCUUCUGCUGCUGCCCUCGGUGCUGGUCAAUUCUACUACAAUCCUGCCGAUAAUACCAUUAUGAUGGCACCUGCCAUGUAUCCUGCGCCACAACUGGGUCCAGGUCAACUCCCUGAGACUGGCUACAGCUCUUAUGCUUCUACUAUGCCAUAUAUCUCACAAGGAGCUUAUUCUGGUUACCUUGGUGGAUUUCCGAUCAUGCCAUACACUCCCAGCAGAGCUACCUCCGGCUACUAUCCUGACCGAGCUGAUCAAUUUCACAAGGAGGUCCCAGGACUUGAGAAUCGCCGUAGUUCUUACUCUACUACCAACGAGUCUGCUCCAGGUACUCCCAACUACGGACCACUUCUUCACCAUGAGCAAGGCACUCAGAUUGCCGCUGUUAAUCGUUCUCCCUUUGGCUCUACCCCAUCUCCUCAGCAGCUUCCCAUCCAACAUGCUGAUCAGCACGUUGCGAAGUCCUUGGCCUACAAGACCAUUCCGAUCAAUGUCGAUCUUGAUGCCCUGGUCGUCCAGCACCCGCCUAUCCCCCGAGCUGUUCCCGCUGUGUUCACCCCUCGUGAGAGCAUGAGAACUCUUGACCAGAGCUUGUCCAACCCAAUUCCAGGCAAUCGCAAUGUCUACAUUCGAGGUCUUCACCCACAGACUGACGAUGAGACUCUUGCUGCAUAUGCUAAGCGCUUUGGUAAGGUUGAGACUUCAAAGGCCAUCAUUGACACUGCCACUGGAGCUUGCAAGGGAUUUGGCUUUGCCAAGUAUGAAGAUGUCCGUGACUCUGAGCUCUGCAUUCGUGGCUUCUACAAGCUGGGCUAUGAGGUUGGAUUUGCUAGGGAGUCUUUCAACUCCCGUCUUAAGGCUGAAGGUGAUGAGCAAUCCACCAACCUCUAUGUCUCCAAUCUGCCAAAGAACAUGACUGAAGCUGAGCUUGGUGCUAUCUUCAUGGACUACACAGUUCUUUCCAGCAGAAUUCUUCGUGAUGAGCGAAAGAACAGCCGUGGUGUCGGAUUUGCUCGCUUUGAGAGUCGUGAUGUCUGCGAGGAGAUCAUCAAGAAUUUCCAUGGUCAGCCAAUUGGCGAAGAAGGACUUCUUCUCCAAGUCCGCUAUGCCGAUACUCCUGCCCAAAAGGACCUCAAGCGAAUCACUACUGAGCGUCGUCAAUUCCGAACCAACGAAUACAAUGUAGGUGCAUAUGGUGCUCCAGCUGAGCUUCUCGCUUUGUCUCCUGUCAUGCCUUCUCCACUCGUUCCACGAACUUCGCAGAUUGCUCGUCAUCUGCCAGUCUCCAGAGCUAGCGGUUCAUGGAAGCGUGAUUCUGCUGGUACCAGUUCCGGUGGCUCGAUCUCUAACUUCAAGGACAUUGAUCGCCAUGAUCGCCAUGUCAAGCUCUCCUUGACUGAGGCUACCCCCAACAAGAACAAGGAUGACAAAGUCUCAAGCUCCACACCCACCAUCUCUGAGGACGGCUCCAACGAGGAUACUGUUCACAACGACUCUCCUGCCAUUGUUCACGGUGGUGCUUCUCAAUCGCCAUCCGUUCGUAAGUCUUAG
This is a messenger RNA of Mollisia scopiformis, 1755 nucleotides long. RefSeq lists its product as uncharacterized. The transcript is spliced from 7 exons. Gene Ontology annotation, molecular function: mRNA 3'-UTR binding; poly(A) binding; poly(U) RNA binding. Gene Ontology annotation, cellular component: cytosol; ribonucleoprotein complex; nucleus. Bases 1 to 1755 code for a protein of 584 amino acids. Lineage: Eukaryota; Fungi; Ascomycota; Leotiomycetes; Helotiales; Mollisiaceae. The record is from RefSeq and is a predicted model, not a curated record.